Macrosteles quadrilineatus (aster leafhopper) is the source of this 3911-nucleotide messenger RNA. Its product is annotated as transcription initiation factor TFIID subunit 2-like. Gene Ontology annotation, cellular component: transcription factor TFIID complex. The transcript is spliced from 24 exons. Gene Ontology annotation, molecular function: transcription cis-regulatory region binding; RNA polymerase II general transcription initiation factor activity; metallopeptidase activity. Gene Ontology annotation, biological process: transcription initiation at RNA polymerase II promoter. NCBI's taxonomy places the organism in Eukaryota, Metazoa, Arthropoda, Insecta, Hemiptera, Cicadellidae. The record is from RefSeq and is a predicted model, not a curated record. Bases 202 to 3726 code for a protein of 1174 amino acids.
UAGACUAAUAGAGUAGAGUUAGUAGAAUAUAAGGCUUUGUUUGUGAUUUUUUAUUUUUAUCAUUGUAAUUUAUUAUCAGGAGGUGUAUUAUGGUGUUUUUGGAUGACUUUAACAUACUUUGGUGCUUUUAUGACCCCAUCGUAGUUUUAUAGUUAGGCUAUGUGAACACUUUUUGUAGAAAAGAUAGUCAACUAGGCUACAAUGAAGAAAGAGAAGACUGCUGACAACUCCAGGCCAUUUAAAUUAGCCCAUCAGAUCUUGAGCUUGACUGGAAUAAACUUUCAAAGAAAAAGUAUAAUCGGCUUUGUUGAGUUGACGAUCGUGCCGCUUAGAGAUACUCUUCGCUUCAUUCGGUUAAACGCCAAACAGUGUCGGAUCUACAGAGUUUGUUUGAACGACACUUAUGAAGCCCCAUUCCAAUAUUUCGAUCCUUUCCUUGAUAUUUGUCAAGGGGAUAGCAAUGAAAGGUCGCUGGAGCACUUUUCUCCCUCACAUCUACAUGCUGCCAACCAGAUAGACCCAGACCAUGCCAACGGUGAACUGGUCAUCAGCAUACCGUCAGAGGCAUAUGCAGUGGUGGGGGAAGGUAGGCCGCUGAGGGUAGGAGUGGAGUUUUCCCUGGAGCAGCCCCAGGGAGGUGUUCACUUUGUAAUUCCUGACUGUGAAGGAACUCUAGCAGAGAGGGGGGCACACAUGUUCACCUACCAGUAUGAGAACUCGUCUCGGCUGUGGUUCCCGUGUGUGGACAGUUUCGCCGAGCCGUGCACGUGGAGGCUGGAGUUCACCGUGGACGAGUGUAUGACGGCAGUCUCGUGUGGCGACCUGAUAGAAGUGGUGUAUACACCGGACAUGAGACGCAAGACUUUCCACUACGUACUCACCACACCAGCCUGCGCUCCCAAUAUAGCACUGGCCGUGGGUCCAUUUGAGAUAUUCGUGGACCCAUACAUGCAUGAGGUGACUCACUUCUGCCUCCCUGGCCUCAUUGAGCCACUCAAGGUGUCCGCCCGCUACAUGCACGAGGCGUUUGAGUUCUACGAGGAGACUCUGGCCAACCGCUACCCUUACCCUUGCUACAAACAGGUGUUUGUGGACGAAACAGACAUUCCCGUGGCCGCCUAUGCGACACUCAGCAUACUCAGCACGAAUCUGCUCCAUUCGGUGGCCAUUAUAGACCAGACGUACAUCACCCGCAAGGCGAUGGCGCUGGCCAUUGCGGAACAGUUCUUCGGCUGCUUCAUCUCCAUGCAGAACUGGUCGGACAUCUGGUUACCGAAGGGAAUCGCGACAUACCUCACCGGACUGUACGCCAAGAAAUGCUUCGGAAACAAUGCCUACCGCGAGUGGAUACAUUCUGAGCUGCUGGAGGUGGUGAAAUACGAGGAACAGUUUGGCGGCAUCAUCAUGGACCCGUCCCAGGCACCCGCACCCAUCCCCAGUGUGGGUCCAGGGCCUCACCCGCCACCCAGACCACCCGACCCGGGCUUCUACUUCCCCAUCAAGAACCUGCAUACACUCUCUCCCCGCUACUUGGAGGCUAUGAGGCGCAAGGCUCAUCUGGUCAUACGCAUGUUGGAGCACAGGAUAGGAUAUGAACUGCUGUUGCAAGUACUGAACAAGCAGUUAUCCCUGGCAUCUAAUGCAGCCAGUCAGAAACACUCGGCAGGGAUGUGGUCUCACAUGCUCAUCAGCACCAAUGUCUUUACCAGGGCUAUUUUCACCGUCACUGGGAAAGACAUGGCUGUGUUUGUAGAUCAGUGGGUUAGGACUGGAGGACAUGCCAAGUUUCAUCUUAGCUUUGUAUUCAACAGAAAGAGGAACACGGUUGAGUUGGAAGUGAGACAGGACGCCACGCAACAACGAGGGAUACGCAAGUAUGUCGGACCUCUGCUAGUCACAAUACAGGAGCUGGACGGAACAUUCAAACACACACUGCAGAUCGAGGGGACUGUGGCCAAGGCUGAUAUCACGUGUCAUUCUAAGAGCCGCAGAAAUAAGAAGAAGAAGAUCCCUCUGUGUACGGGCGAGGAGGUGGAUAUGGACCUGAGCGCCAUGGAUGCUGAUUCCCCUGUUCUGUGGAUCCGCCUGGACCCCGAAAUGACACUGUUGAGGUCUACAGUGAUAGAGCAGCCUGACUACCAAUGGCAGUACCAGCUUAGGCACGAGCGAGACGUCACAGCUCAGUUGGAGGCCAUCACAGCUCUAGAGAGAUUCCCCACUCCUCCUUCUAGACUGGCUCUCACAGACACCAUAGAGAACGACCAGACCUACGUACAGGUGCGAUGUCGGGCAGCUCACUGUCUCACCAAGGUUGCCAACGCCAUGGUGAGCACCUGGGCAGGACCCCCGGCUAUGCUGGCGAUAUUCCGCAAACUCUACGGCUCCUUCUCCUGCCCUCACAUCAUCAAGCAGAACAACUUUCAGAACUUGCAGCAUUACUACUUGCAAAAGACUAUCCCAGUGGCGAUGGCUGGCCUCCGCAACAGUCACGGCAUCUGUCCGCAGGAGGUGAUCCGCUUCCUUCUGGAUCUGUUCAAGUACAAUGACAACAGCAAGAACAGAUUCUCGGACAACUACUACAGGGCCGCUCUGAUAGAGGCACUGGGAGCGUCUGUCACUCCGGUCAUCUCAGUGGUACAGCAAGGUACGGAGAUAACCGCGGAGUCGCUGUCAGCCGACACCAAGCUGGUGUUGGAAGAGAUCACGAGGAACCUGAACCUAGAGAAGCUGCUUCCCUGCUACAAGCUGACCGUGACUCAGGCUUGUCUACGAGCUAUACGCAAGCUGCAGAAGUUCGGCCACCUGCCUAGCAUCCCCACGCUCUUCCGUACCUAUGCCGCCUACGGACAGUUUGUAGAUGUGAGACUGACUGCACUAGAGAUGCUGGUGGAUUUCACAGGCCUGGAUGGAAAGUGGUCAGACCUUGAGUAUCUGCUGGACAUUGCAGAGGAAGAUCCUGACCCUGCAGUGAGGUUCGGACUGGUGCGGCUGUUGUGUGACAAUCCUCCCUUCCACCACGCAACAUCUCACCGUCACAGGCUUGACAGGGAGGACCUGGUACACAGACUGUGGAACCUUUUCAACUGCAUGCUGUCUCAUGACACCCGGAUGAGAUGCUCCUUGGUAGACUUGUACUUUGUACUCUAUGGCAAACGGAAACCUACCAGCCUGCCCAUACCGGAGCUGGCGGCCCUCCUCAAGCCACAGAAAGUUGAAACUUUCAUGGACACUGAGGUGCCGCUGGUGAGGCCGGAACCAGUGGAGGUGGCCGGUGGAGGGGGAGGGGUGAAGCGCAAGGCAGAAGUAGAGCUAGAGGUGGUGACAGCUGAUGACCUAGGUGUCGCCACCGUUGAGGUGAUUGACGGCGACGACACUAACAAGUCGUCCAGAGCCAAGGUGGAGGGGAGUACCACAGAGACGGAGGUCAAGACGGAAUACUACUCUGACAACUCGGCCUCUCUGCCAGGAAUAUCAGGCACUGGUGGACCUCGCGAGUUUGAGCCUGGAAUGUUCAACAAGACAACAGACCUGUCCAAGCUGAAGAAAAAGAAGAAAGACCGCAAGAAGCAUAAACAUAAACACAAGCACAAGCACGACCACAAGCAUGGGAAGGAGAAGGACAAGAAGGAUCUGGGAAAACUGAAGAUCAAAGAAGAAACUCUGAGUUCAGUGAGUUCCAGUCCGAGUCCUCCUGCGAGCUCGGCCAGUCGCGAGUUCACAUUCUGAGCUCGGCCAGUCGCGAGUUCACAUUCUAAGCUCACAGUUGACUAGUGGUCUCAUGUAAACAAUGUACAGGUCCAAAGUGAAUAUUCGUGUGGUGUGGAUGGUGUGUGUUUUGUAGUGAAUUGUAUUAAAGAGAAGUAUUUUUAUAAAUUAUAAAUGUUCAAAAAAAAUUUUGAACAAUUUAAAAU